UAAAUGCGAUAGCUGUCCUGUACCCAUGCACCACCCUGCGUUCUGCCAAGUUUGGCUUGUCGCACCACCUCCCAUGAUCGACUGACCCCGGGCUGGCUAAAAAUGACAAAGGGGGUGGGGCCCUUUGCCGGUGGCAGCUGCCAUUGUCAGGCUUGCUGGGCCCACGUUUGUGAUUUGCCCCUCCAAACAGGCGGCGGUGGCGGUGGCGGCAGCGGCGGCAGCGGAGGUGGUGGAGGCGGCAGUGGUGGUGGGAUGGGGGGAGGGUACGCAUGGGGUGCAUUAGCUCAUGGGAAAAGGAAGGCGGGGGUCGCUGUCCAAGCCACGGGACGGUGGCUUGACACUCAGCAGCAGAAACCAAGCGGGACUUGCAGCCUAUCAAAGGAAAACGCAGAGAAGAGUCACAUUCGCUGGGAAUGGUGACUGAGAGCUCGAGAACGGGGCAAGAAGAAAAAAAGGCCACAGUCGUCACUUUCAAGAGACACGAGUCAAAGGCGUUGUUAUUGCAACGUGAUCCAAGGGGUCUCGCACUAAAUAUACCCCUGUGUCAGAGACUGGCACCGAGCUCCUUCUCCUCAAUCACCAGGUAACCUUUUGGGCUUUACUUCAGCACCAAGGGCAUCUGAGAGACUUGAAGGAUCUUGAAAUUCAAAAAUGUGACAUCAGGUGAUUUAAUUUGUGCCCUAGCCAUACAAUCACUCGAUAACAGUAAGAAUGAAAAAAUCGGUAGGGGACGCGUCCCCAAAGAAGGAGGUGGGUGAAGCCCCACCGAGUGCCGUCGUGCCACCCAAACGCUCCAAAGUCAGCCCGGAGCGAACGCUCGCCGAGCCCCGAGGACCCGCCCUUCCCAGCCCGACUCCGCCGAUUUUCACGCGCAAGAUGCGGAAUGCCGCCGUCGGGACGGGCUGUGACAUCCGGCUCAAGGUGACCGUUUGCGGAGACCCCCAGCCUUCGCUGUACUGGUACCACAAUGACGAGCUCCUCAACAUGGAAAACCAGGAGUACGGAGGCCUCUGGAUUCGGGAUUGCAAGCCCGGCGAUGCCGGCCUGUACACCUGCAUCGCGAAUAACCACCUGGGAGAGGCCCGCAGCAGUGCUGUGCUAGCCGUCUUGGAUCUGGGUGAAGAAUCAGACAGCAGUGAGGACGAAGGGGAAGACCAAUUUGACACCAAUGAAAAUAGUUUGGAGAGUGAGGACCGCGCAGUGCACCCAGUGAUGGACAAGCGUGCAGAUGAUGAAACCAGAGCAUGCGAAGAUUUCACAAAAGCAAGGAGCCAGUCAAAUGAUUCUCCAAGAGGUUCUCCACCAGAAGUUCUCCCGCCCCCGUCCCCAAGACUCGUCAAACGUGCCUCCACCUCUCCAAUGCCAAGUCGCUCCGGUUCGACAACACCUCUCAGCUUGCGGAAAAAACUUGCUGCACCAGCAGAAUACCAAGACACGGUGCCCGCUGAAUUUGAAGAAAAGGUUAAAAUGCCCAAAUCUCCAAAUAACACCCAAGAUUCACGACCACAAACUCCAGUGAGCGAGUACUCCCGGAAAGAGUUGACUCAGAGACCAUCGCCGAAGCUUACCAGAGCAAGUUCCAAAGUUUUUGAGAAGGUCCGUGACUUGGAAGAGAGAAGGCGAAGCCUGGACUUCCCCGAAGGUUCCGUAUCAGGGAGAUCCUGGGCAGGGUUCAAUCGAGCGGGCUCCGUCGACUCGGAUGACGGCGGUAGCCGUCUGGGUAUUUCACGAGAAAGUUCCAGGGAAGAUCUGAGAGAGGCUCUCAAAGAAGACGCGGCCGAGCGCAGAUCAAUGUUCAAACAGAGGGCUGCCUCGCUCGAGGAGAAACCUCGCUAUUCUCAAAAGGUACAGGACAUAGAGAACAAGUUCACGCAGGAGCUGCAACGUAUCAAAAAGCUUGUCGGUAAACCCCAUUUGAAGAAAUCCUUUUCAACAGAACAGCUCACCUCAAAGGCGAGGCAGCGCCAGCCUUUCAGGAAAAUCGAACCUAUUCCCCCGCAGGUCCUUCAAAGGCUCCAAGAGAGGGAACGAUGUCAGUGGACAAAAGCGCCAAAAGGACUCCAUCCGGGACAGCAAACGCCAGAGCAGCGGCAUUCCCAAGUUCAAAACAGCACAAGCGCCGGCAUCACAAGAGUAAAAGAGGCCACAGAGUCAAUGCAGUUAUCGGACUUGCCGGGAGUACGAUCACUUCGAGACUUGAGUCGAGUCAGCCCAGUUACUGAAAUAAUUCAGAGGUCAUCAUCGCCGGCCUUAUUCCAGCAACAAACGGGAGACUCACAGAGUUUGACGAAUCUGGAAACGACUGCACAGAAACUUGAAAUGAGGCCCCCAAGUCCACUGGUACAAAGGAUUUCAAGGAGCCAAGAAUCUCCGCGUAGCCCUGAACUUCCAAUGCCAACGCAAGGUCACGAUACGGCAGGGAGAACGACGCCGAUAGAAGUAACGUUGAGAAAAGUUGAAAACAGGCCUGAUAGUCCACUCGUAAAAAAAUGUGCUGUCACUGCUCAAGAUACAAGUCAUCAAACAGCCCCAACACCCACGGGAAGGGUGCAAGCCGAUCCACCGAAGGAAAAAACCGAGGUGACUCUCCCAAAAGAAGCUCCAACUAGAAGCAUCCCUAAAAUUGUUGUGGAAGGUGAAGAUGUUCCCAAGGAGACAAAUGAACCCCGACAGGCCAAAGGACAACAGCCGAAGACCAAAGUCAAACAUCGUCGUCAACGAGCAACGUUUCCUGAAAUGGAUUCCUCAGAUGAUUCCUACAUGUCUGCCGAAGAGGACCCGAUGGAAGCACCCGUCUUUGACUUUCCUCUUCAAGAUACGGUCGCCAAAUGUGGUUCGGAUGUGCUACUCAAAUGUAACAUCUCCGGCACGCCCAUUCCUGAAGUCACAUGGACAAAAGACAGCGUGGAGGUCACCAGCCUUUCAAAUUACGCCGUCAAAGUGGAAGGCGAACGACACAGUCUACUCAUAAAAUCGGCGCAGAUGGGCGACGGUGGAAACUACGGCGUCACGGCUGUGAACCAGGAGGGCAAAGUGACCAGCAAUGCUACACUCACAAUCAAAGCAGAACCCAUUCAGGAACCGAAGAGUGUCUUGGGUCUUCCGAUGGACAUUAGCAGCCCCAUCACAUCGGACGAGGAGUACCUCAGUCCCUUGGAGGAAGCCAUGGAUUUUAGUUCGCAACAGCCGAGGGGGACUCUCGAGACCAAGUUCAAGAAAGCUCCUGCAUUUCUGGAAACAAUGACUGAUCAAGCCGUUGUUGAAGGACAGGAAGUCACCAUGUUGGUCCGCAUAAGUGGUCAACCAAAACCUUUGCUGUAUUGGUUGAGAGACAGAGUUACGGUCAAAAGUGGCCCACGCCAUACUGUCCGGGAGACAGAGAAUGGCACUUUUCAAAUGACCAUCCAUUCGGCCCUAAAGUCAGACUCGGGGAUUUACACCUGCAAGAUCAUCAAUGAGUUUGGAACCAAACAGUGUGAAGGGACCCUAGACGUCAAAGUACUACCCGUCGAGCCGAGCUUGGCCGUCAUCCGCCCAGUGAAAGACAUCACAGCCAACGCGGGCGAAACGGUGCUGUUUGAGUGCCACGUCAUCGGGCCGCAAGACACAGACGUGGACUGGCUGGCCAAUGGGAAACUGAUCCAACCUGCAUUGCUCAACUGCAAAAUGCACUAUGACGGAAGGAAAUGUCGCCUGCUGCUUAAUUCGGUGCACGAGGAUGAUAGCGGGACGUACACUUGCAAGCUGAGCACAGCUAAAGAGGAAAUUACUUCAUGUGGGAAACUAAGAGUGAUUCCCUCAAUUGAGCCGCUCUUUACUCGCCAACUGGAUGUUCUGGAAGUCAUCGAGGGCCGCAAUGCUCGAUUUGACUGCAAAGUCAGCGGGACCCCACCCCCAAAAGUCAUCUGGACUCACUUUGCAGAUCACCCGCUCGCCGAGAGCGAGGAUGUGCGUAUUCUUCAGGAGAACGGCCGUCACUCCCUCAUCAUCUCUCACGUGACCAAUGACGAUGAGGGUUUCUACACUGUGACGGCCACGAACAGUCACGGAGAGGCCGAAUGUUCUGCUGAGCUCUACAUUCAAGAGCCACGGCCGGCCAUCUCCUCGCAGAUGGCGAAACUGGAGAAGAUGCCAUCCAUACCGGAGGAGCCCGAGGUCCCUGAGAAUGAAGUUGAGCGUUUCACAAUGCCCGACUUCAUCAAGCCCCUUUAUGAUCUGGACGUCAUUGAGGGGAAGGAGGCUGUUCUCAAAUGUAAAGUGGCCGGAUUGCCGUAUCCCACCAUCGCCUGGUUCCACAACGGCAAAAGAAUCGAAAGCACGGAGGACAGAAAGAUGACACAGUUUCGCGAUGUCCACAGUCUGGUCAUCCGCUCAGUGUGCCACGCGCACGGUGGCGUCUACAAGAGCGUCAUCUCCAACAAAAUAGGAAAGGCCACUUGCUACGCUCAUCUCUAUGUCACGGAUAUCCUCCCUGAUCCUCCUGACGGGACACCAGUGAUCGAAUCGAUCACUGGUAAAGUGAUCACCCUUAGCUGGAAGAAGCCAAGGAGAUUGGACCCUUCAAUUGAGUCAAAGUCCUUGAUGUACGCCAUCCAGCAACAAGCCCUCGGCUCCAUUCAGUGGACAAUUAUUGCAUCUAGCCUGAAGGAGACCACUUACGCCAUCAGCACACUGUCCAAAGGUGUGCGCUAUUCUUUCAGGGUUUUGAGCAUCACCUCCAAGGCCUUCAGCAAGCCCUCAGCCGCCACAGACCCAGUGCAACUGCUGGACCGAGGUCCCUAUCUUCAAGAAGCUCCCGUGAUUAUUGAUAAACCGGAAAUUGUACAUGUGAUGGAAAACCAGUCUGUAACCAUCACCAUCACCAUCAAUCAUGUCAAUGCUGCCAUCAUCUGGAAAAGGAGGGGAGCGGUCUUGGACAACAAGCGGGGCGUGUACGAAAUGGCAAUGCCAGAUGAUGAUCAGCACACUCUGACGCUAACGAAAAUGAAGCACGCCGACGUUGGAGAAUUUAUGUUUGUGGCAUCCAACAAGCAUGGAAGUGACAGCUGCACAUUCAGCGUGGAGAUGGCAGCUCCCCCAACAUUUGAGACGAUAAUGGAGGAUAUUGACGUUUGCUCUGGGGAGUCCCCUCGCUUUGCUGUGGUUGUGGAAGGCCGGCCCAUUCCGGACAUCCUCUGGUUCAAGAGCGAUAUUUUGCUGUCGGAGGGCAGCCAUUUCACAUUUGUGUACGAUGACAACGAAUGUUCACUGGUGGUCCUCAACGCUUGCCCUGAGGAUUCAGGAGUGUACACCUGCACCGCCAGAAACUUGGCAGGCUCCGUGUCCUGUAAAGCCGAACUCACCGUUCAUGAAGCUUUAAGUAAAGAGGAGCCGAUGGAAGACGAGGCGAGCAUUUUGAGGAAAAUGCGGCGACUGACCGACCAUUAUGACAUCCACAAGGAAAUUAGAAGAGGUGCAUUUUCCUACGUGAAGCACGUGACCCAGAAAGUAGACAAAAUGGAAUACGCCGCCAAGUUCAUCUCCACACGAGCCAAGAGGAAGACCUCUGCUCUGCGAGAGAUGAGUCUCCUCUCCAAGUUGGACCACGAGCGAAUUGUCUUCUUGCACGAUGCCUUUGAGAAAAAGAACACAGUCGUCAUCAUCACUGAACUAUGCCACGAGGAGAUUCUUGACCGAUUCACACGGAAAUCGACGCUCACGGAGUCUGAUGUACGUUCGUGUAUUAGACAGUUGCUCGAUGGAAUGGAUUAUCUUCACCAUCUUAACAUCAUGCACCUGGAUAUCAAGCCUGACAACAUCCUCAUGGCAGACGCACACAGUGAUCAACUCCGAAUCUGUGACUUCGGCAAUGCGGUGGAGGUCACGCCGGAUGAGGCUCAGUAUUGCAAAUAUGGCACACCAGAAUUUGUUGCGCCAGAAAUUGUCAACCAGACCCCGGUAUCAAAGGCAACUGAUAUCUGGUCAGUUGGAGUUAUUGCAUACCUGUGUCUGACAGGAGUGUCUCCAUUUGCUGGUGAAAAUGACCGCAGUUCCGUGCUGAACAUCAGGAACUACAAUGUGGCCUUCGAGGAAAGCAUGUUUGCCAAUCUUUCUCGAGAAGCUAAAGGUUUCAUCAUUAAACUGCUCGUAGCAGAGAGACUGCGACCAGAUACUCAAGAAUGUCUCAGAAAUCCCUGGUUCAAGACUCUCAGUAAGGGGUCAGUUAUAAAUACAGACUCACUGAAGAAGUUCCUAUCUCGCAGAAAAUGGCAGCGUUCAAUAAUCAGCUACAAAUCUAAAAUGGUCAUGAGGUCCAUUCCCGAGUUGCUGGAUGAUUCCUCAAGUCAUAUCUCCAUCGCAGUUCCCAGACACCUUAAGGAUGCUUCGCCUUUGCCUUCCUCAUCCUCCGAUUCAGAUGAAGACAUCGAUGAACUUCCUUUUAUUCCAAUGCCGCUCAACAUGGAAUUCUCUGGUUCAAGGGUGUCACUGAAUGACAUCCAGACUAGUGAGAAAGACUCGGUGAAACAGAACGGAACGUGUAAGCAGUUCACAUCUGCUCUUCAAGACACAGCGGAACACAAUGCAGUUGAAAUGAACAAAGAAAAGCUUCAAUUGACGGGUAAAAGUCGGCAAAACGAAAGAACAAUGAAAGGUGAUGACAAGGGUUCCUCAGAUGAAGAAUUACCUGCUGGGCUGCCAGAGAAAGUUCUAAAGAGAAAACCUCUGCAAAGGGGGUCCAGCAUGGAGUCUGACAAACCUGAGACCGUGAGACGAAAAGGGGAGCUGAGACGUGGAGGAUCAGCUGACAGUGCUUUGCUACUUCGGAUCAGGCCAGAAGAAGUACUCUCAGAAGGAAAUCAAGAGGGCGGAAGAAAAGUUCUCAAGAAAGCCGCCUCGAUGGAACUACCAAGGCGGAGCACCAGUCCGGGGACUGCAACGAUGAGCCAAGAAGAUUACGCUCUGAAGCUAGAACUGAUGAGGCAACGAUUGCUUCGUGGAGGAUCCCUGGACAAAAAGAUGAGUGGACUGCGAGGGCCUCUAUUAGAAACAUUAGGAAUGGGUGAUGACAAAGGUGCAAUCUCCUCAGAUCGCCAUUCUCGCACUACCCGACUGGCACCCCCUUCGCUGACGAGAGCGGCGUCGAGUGACUCACCCAGGGAUGACAUUUCCAAACCCAAAGUCCUGAGCAAAAGUGCUUCCUUCAGUCAAGGAGAUUCCGAACCAAUAGCCUCACACAGAAGGUCAGGAGCCCCCCUUGAAAUUCCUUUGGUACAGGUGGAAGAGCGACGACUCAAGGAAGCUAUAUCCAUGUCAGCUCUCACUGAGCAAACCAAGCUCGACUCCUGCCCAGCGACUCCUCGAGAGCCUUCACCAAAACUGCCGACACCAGAUAUUAUCCAAUGGGACAGUCCCAUUAAAACGCAAAGUCAGGAAUCAUCAAAGGAGAAAGAGACGACAUCGAAUGAAACUACCAGUGGAAAGAAAGAAGCGGUGGUUACAGACAAUCAUUUUGAUGAGAAGUCAAGCACAAGCGGCUUCACUGAGAAGGACUUGAGCAUAUCACAGGAAGUACUGAAUAAAUCAGAGGUUGUGGCCCACGUUAUUUCUUCACCAGCUGCCGCAGUCCAAAGCUCUGAAAUUGAGGGUCAUUUGGAGAAAGAUGUAGGGACAAAAGAACAAAAAGAAAAAAAACUGAUAGUGAAAGAAAAUGACGAAGGUCCGGAAGCUGUGAAUGAAGAAAAUGCAUCUGAAGAAACGUUACAAGAGAAAGAAAUAACACCUGGUAAAUCAUCCGACAUUAUGACUUCAAACUCAGUUACCACAAGAGAGGUUCCGUCUUAUUCAACAUCGUCUGCCCCUGCACAGGUUCUUCUUCCUGAUGGAAGGACUUCAGCAUAUGCUAGCAUUAUGCAGACAAUCAUGGUCCCUUCCCUUCAACCUUUCAAUGAUACACCGCUCGGCCCGUCUACCCCUGUUGAUGUCCUCGAUUCCGCAUCAGCCCCUACAGCAUCUGAUGAAUUUGUAACUGCGUCAUCACCUUCAACGCCACGCAUUGUGUCAACUACCGAGCACCCGGCCGUGUACUCUCGCGUGGCCUCACCCGAAACCAUAGCAAAGGAGCCUAGUCCGCCAAAGAUGACCACCCAUUCCUCUCCUCCAUUUGUAGGAGUGCACCUAGAAGACAUUUCCUCUCAAGAGGUGUUUGAGGCCCGCUUCAAAAAACGUGACUCUUCCCUCACAAGAACUUUGAAAUUUUUAUCCCGAUCAAAGAAUGAGGAUAAAUCACCUGUAACGUUUUCAGAUUCAACUGAGUCAGGUGAGGUGGUGUACAGGCCCGGUCCGAUGGGUGCCCCACUGGAAUUGGCACAGAGAAAACUUGAGAAGUCCAAAUCGGUUCAGGAUCUUCGUGAAGCUCAAAAGGACCAAGGUUUUAUGAGGAGGCUUUCCCUGCGGUUGAAAAGAAGUCCUUCAAUGGAACACAAAGAGGAAGUGACCAAAGAAGAUGAUUCAGGGUCAUUAAGACGUAGGUUGUCUUGGAAACUCGGAAGAAGAGGAUCACAAGAUCAGAAGGAAGUGGAGAUGAUGCGCAUGGAUGGUGGAGCUGAUGUCACCGUUAAAAAAGAGGAGAAGGAGCCUAAAAUGUGCAAUGAAUCUCCAGUCUUGACGAUGCGGAGGAAGAUCGAAUCAACAGUGGCCGGUCUCUCGACCAGAAUUCGCAGCUACUCUGAAGAAAGAAAAGCGGCGGAAGAGAAGGAGCCAAAGAAGACGCCAAUCCUGUCCAUGCUUCGUCGUGCAACAUCAGAAAACCGUGGAAUAAAAGUUACCAAUGUUCCUCAGAACCAGCUGGCAUCUCAGGCCAGUAAUGGAGCUUCAUCUGAGUCACUGGACUCAAUGUCCAGCUCAAAGUCUGACACGUCAAAGGUUCUCGAAGGUGAGCGAAGAUCUCGUUGGGAUCGAUGGGGUCUGUCCCGAGGGAGACGAUCCAAGGCCGGAUCACAACCAGAUCUACCCACGGCCAUCGCCAGGGAGACGAGUUCCCAGCCAUCGCGCCAGUACUCCAGACUGGUAUCCGAUUUUCCUCCGGUGUUCCAUAUUAAGCUAAGAGAUCACGUCCUGCUUGAAGGGGAUCCAGUGACACUCAGCUGCCUGCCUGCAGGAAGCCCUCAGCCUCACAUCACCUGGAUGAAAGAUAAGAAACCCUUGGACAUAGACGCGAGGAUGAACAUGAUAGCCUGCCCUGACGGCAGGCAGCUUCUGAUGGUUAUGCAGACCACCAAAAAGGAUGCAGGGGUUUACGAAUGUGUCGCGACAAGCCCCCUGGCUUCUGCUUCCAGUUCUUGCACAAUUUCCCUUGCCCGUCUGCCCAAUCGCCCCGGAACACCCGAGAUCCCUCAGAAGUACAACAACACCGCUUUGGUGCUGUGGAGACCGUCCGACACGACUGCACCUUGCACAUAUUCUCUGGAGAGGAAAACUGAAGGAGAGAGCAACUGGUUGAUUGUGGCCACAGGGGUGGCCGACUGUUACUACAACGUGGUUGAUUUACCAGCGGGAGGCUCUUUCAGAUUUAGGGUGGCUUGUGUCAACAAGGCCGGCCAAGGCCCAUACAGCAGCCUCUCGGAAGUUGUGCGACUGGGGCCUGCAGAACCUGUUGAAUCCAGUGCCCCAGUGGUGGUCAAGACCAGCCCGGCGCAAGGUCCAUCAACCCCUGUGCUGAUGAUGUCAUCCAUGAAAUUCCCACCCAUGAAACUGGCUCUAAGUAAAGCCCCAACGCAGACACGGGCCCCGACGCAGACACCCACCCCGACACAGACGCCCACUUUGACCCAAACGCCCACCACACCUGCAUCUCUAAAUUGUCCUGCACAGACGGCAAAAUCGCCAUCCCCAAAAACCAUCCGGCCGACGGCGCUAGUUGAAGUGAAGCGGACGCCACCCGUGAGUACGGCCCCUUCUGGACCAGCGCCGGCUCAGACCAACACAACGGUGCAAACUACAGCAGGCAAAGCAAAGUCCACUCUCAGCAUCAGUGUGGGCAAACCUCAAGCCAAGACGACAGCUCCGCCUGUCGCCCCACCCAAACCCCAGACCCCCAUAAAGGUGAUUAAUACCAAGGCUCCCUCUCCUGUAGCUCCACCGGCCCCUGUCAUCGGGAAGCCCAUCUCCUCGGUGCCGAUGUAUGCACCGUCUGCCAGUGCUCGUGUUAUGCCAUCACCUCAAUCCGCCAUCACACCAACAGUCACCACGUCCUCCGUCUCUGCCGUUCAAGUCUCCGCGCCGGCGGUGGUGAUACAAAGUUUGACGCCAGUGCUGCAGGGUGGGGACAGUCGCGGUACCCCGUCGGGGCGGAUCACUCCAUCAGGACGGAUCACUCCGUCGGGACGGGCGACACCUUCUGGAAGACGUACACCUCUCGGCAAAGCUGGAGAGGGAUAUCUGCGCCAGGGCGUUCCUCAAAAACCUUAUACCUUUAUGGAUGAGAAAGCCAGGGGUCGCUUCGGCGUGAUCCGAGAGUGCCGGGAAAAUGCCACGGGGAACCUGUUCAUGGCCAAGAUUGUCCCGUACGAGGCCGACACUAAGCAGGCGGUGCUGCAGGAGUACGACAUCCUCAAGUCGCUUCAUCACGGCCGCAUCAUGGCGCUGCACGAGGCUUACGUCACGCCUCGCUACCUGGUGCUUAUCUCAGAGUACUGCAGCGGGAAAGAAAUGCUCCGAAGCCUCGUAGACAGGUUCCGUUACUCGGAGGAGGACGUGGUGAGCUACAUCGUGCAGAUCCUCCAGGGCUUGGAAUACCUCCACACCAGAAGGAUUCUCCACCUGGACAUCAAGCCCGAGAACGUCAUGGUCACGCAUAUGAACGUCAUCAAGAUCAUUGACUUCGGCAGCGCUCAGAACUUCAACCCGCUUUUCCUCAAGCAGUUCAGCCCACCUGUUGGAACGCUGGAGUGCAUGUCUCCAGAGAUGUUGAAAGGGGAUGUGGUGGGCCCCCCAGCAGACAUCUGGAGCGUGGGUGUGAUCACUUUCAUAAUGUUGAGCGGCCGGUCGCCUUUCAUGGAAAAUGAUCCCGAGCAGACCGAGAUGAAGAUCCACGCUGCAAAGUUUGAUCUCGCCAAACUCUACCAAAACGUGUCCCAAAGUGCCUCGCUCUUCCUCAAAAAGAUCCUCUGUAGCUAUCCUUGGGCCCGUCCCUCGAUCAAGGACUGCUUCAGUCAUUCUUGGCUUCAAGACGCCUACCUGAUGCGUCUUCGGCGGCAGACUCUUACCUUUACAACCACCCGCCUCAAAGAAUAUUUGAGCGAGCAGCAGCACAGACGAGAGGCGGUGGCAACCCGGCAUCAGGUUCUCCUUCGCUCCUACCAGAGCUCUCCGCAAAGCCCCACCGGUCCGGUCACACCGGCUCUGCCCGCUUCCCCCGUCCCCCUCUAAAAGUAGGCCUCUGAACACGAGAUGUGGACGACGCUGAGGAAGAACACGAGGAACACCCUCAGCGUCGGACGUUGAGCUGCUUGCUGACGUCGAGCCUUCAAGGCCUGAGUUGCUGAACUCAGUUGGCAAAGGGCCAUGAAAUGCCAAGCAACACGUCGCCUGGAAUCCGACUGAAUUUUGUCGGUUUUGUUAGCGACCUUCAUCUAUCGCAGGACGUUACCUCAUGUUUGGAACUUGGCUGAAAUGCUCUUCUUAUACCUGAAAUUGAGCAACACGUGAGUUACACGCUGCAAACAUUGCUUCCUUUUCACACGAUAGCAAAUCCAUCAUCCCUUUAUUAUUAAAAGCCUCACGUUUGUGCUACCUAUGAACAGCGAUUUGAAGUUUCGGCACAGUUUUAAAGACUCGGUCUGGUUUUUUUUGAGCAAAGAGAUGCAUUUGUGGGCGUGCCACAAGGGCUACUUCGAUCAAUACUUGGACUAAGACUCUCAACGGGAAGGCAAGGAAAGAGGAGUUGAAUCUCAGGAGAUGCAUUUAUUUUGAAAAUAUCCAAAACAGGGGACAAUUUGCUCCGGGAGAGAUGCCUCCUUGCGGGAGUAGAAAAAAAAAAAACACCUCAGUGGCUACCAUCUUACAUAUUUGCUUGUUUUUCCUGAUUAUAGACCAGACCGGGUUCUCACCGCUCAAAGUUGAACAAGCCAUCACUUUGUUCCCAGACUCGGUGAUUUCAAGAUCGAUACCGAGUUCAUGGAAAUGUAUCAUGGAGUGCAAAUUAGUCUCAUUUAAAUUUAGAUCCCAAAAAAAUGACAGGAAAAUACGGA
Hippocampus comes (tiger tail seahorse) is the source of this 12227-nucleotide messenger RNA. RefSeq names its product striated muscle enriched protein kinase b (gene spegb). Lineage: Eukaryota; Metazoa; Chordata; Actinopteri; Syngnathiformes; Syngnathidae. The transcript has 41 exons. Gene Ontology annotation, biological process: protein phosphorylation. The coding region runs from base 712 to 11406 and encodes 3564 amino acids. The record is from RefSeq and is a predicted model, not a curated record. Gene Ontology annotation, molecular function: protein kinase activity; ATP binding; protein binding.